CGCAACCCUUGAUCUGAACCAACGUCUCAUUCACCCCAUUAAUAAUACCUCUUUCACAAGUCCUUUUCCCUUUCUCUCUCUUUAAUUCCCAUUCUUCCUUUCUCUCUCUCUCUCCAAUAUCACUCCUUUUUAUUUUUUCCAGUCACAAGAAAGUUAAAAACUCAGCUGUAAUGGAGUCUAAAUUUUUUAUGUGAAUUUCCAUUUUUAGCCUUCUCUUUUCAACCAAAACCGUCCAUUUUCAUACAAAAGGAAUUUUAGGGAAGAAAAAGAGGGGCAGACAAAUUAUAUUUCCUAAUUCUUCAUUUUUCUUCCUCAGAAAAACUAGCAAAAUCAUGGAAUUCCCAACACAAGUUAUGGAAGAAGGUUCACCCUCAAGCCAAAGAAAGAUGGGAAGGGGGAAGAUCGAGAUCAAGCGGAUCGAAAACACGACAAACCGCCAAGUGACCUUCUGCAAGAGAAGGAAUGGAUUGCUGAAGAAAGCCUAUGAAUUAUCAGUCUUAUGUGAUGCUGAAGUUGCCCUUAUUGUCUUUUCGAGCCGAGGCCGGCUCUAUGAGUAUGCUAAUCAUAGCUGCAGUGUCAAGGGCACAAUUGACAGGUACAAGAAGGCGUGCUCUGAUCAGACUGGUGCUGGAUCAGUUGCUGAAGCCAAUGCUCAGUACUAUCAGCAAGAGGCUGCCAAGCUGCGAGGCCAAAUCAAAACUGCAACAGAGAACAACAGGCUUCUUUCCAGGCAUAUGAUGGGUGAAGGGCUGAGCAGCCUAAGUAUGAAGGAGCUGAAGAACCUCGAGACUAAACUUGAGAAAGGAAUUAAUAGAAUUCGGUCCAAAAAGAAUGAACUACUCUUCGCUGAGAUAGAGUUUAUGCAGAAAAGGGAGAUUGAACUGCAUAACAAUAACCAGUUUCUCCGAGCAAGGAUAUCUGAAAAUGAAAGAGCUCAGCAAAGCAUGAGUUUGAUGCCGGGGGGCAGUGACUAUGAUCUUGUCCCUUCGCAGUCGUUUGAUUCCCGGAAUUACUUCCAAGUAAAUGCCCUCCAACCCAAUAGUCAGUAUGCCCGCCAAGACCAGACCCCGCUCCAGUUAGUGUAACUAUGCAACUUAAUGCAGAUUGAACUGGCCGGAGCUGAAAGUGACCAAGUGAAUUCGCUAAUGAAUGGGAUCUAGUCCUGAAUUCUAGCGUUUCGAGUCUAUAAGGAAGUAUGUAGUAUUGUAGUGUAUGUUUGGUGUGCAGUGUGAUUUGCAUAACGUUUGAUGCAACCUAAACUUAUAACUUAAUUAUCUCAUCCUGUGUGAUGGAGUAUUUGACCUUAAUUUUCGAUAUAUUGUGCUGUUGUUACAUUUUAGCUACUGUAUGGUGACUAUUGUCUGUAUUCAUUUUGACUAUUUCAAUUUAGGGCCACCAUGGACGAACAGAAGGAAGCCUUCGUUCGCUACACGAGAUCCCCUCA
Molecule: messenger RNA, 1444 nt
Organism: Chenopodium quinoa (quinoa)
Lineage: Eukaryota; Viridiplantae; Streptophyta; Magnoliopsida; Caryophyllales; Amaranthaceae
Product: floral homeotic protein AGAMOUS-like
Exons: 9
Coding region: 333-1085 (250 amino acids)
Biological process (GO): positive regulation of transcription by RNA polymerase II
Cellular component (GO): nucleus
Molecular function (GO): protein dimerization activity; RNA polymerase II cis-regulatory region sequence-specific DNA binding; DNA-binding transcription factor activity, RNA polymerase II-specific
Source: RefSeq, a predicted model, not a curated record